AUAGCAAACCUUUUUUAACAUUUUACUCUUUGUACAACAAAAAGUAAUAGAUUUUUUAAUCUUAUCUAGUCCAUAAAAUCUCGUUGUUGUUACUGGCAUCAUUUAUAAGUUGCCCGUGCAACCCAAAAAAAACAAACAAACAACACAUUAAACGUGUCAACCGUGUUUUUGUUUUUUUGGAUCGUUGGUUGCCUUUUACGUUGCUUUUGAGGAGUGUGGACGUUUGCUGUUUCACUGCUUCAUUUCAUUUCCAACCAACAGUUGCCGUAAGUGAUUUUGAAUGGUUUCUGAGGACACCAACUGGAAUAGCAGCGACACAAUGUCCGACACGGACAUGCACGAUUCGAAGAAUGACAUUUGUGGCGGUGCUUCCAGCUCCAGCGGCAGCUCUGGCACCCCACGAACCAAGCCGAAUUGUGCACGUUGCCACAAUCAUGGCUUCAAAAUCAAAUUGAAGGGCCACAAACGCUAUUGCAAGUUUCGCAAUUGUAACUGUGAGAAGUGUCGCCUGACCGCCGAUCGUCAGCGUGUCAUGGCCCUACAGACGGCACUGAGACGUGCCCAGCAGCAGGAUGAACAGCGUAUAUUGCAGAUGAAUGAGGUGCCGCCAAUUGUACAUCCACCCACAGCUUUAAUAAAGGCCCACUAUCACCAUCAUCAUCACUUGCAGCAUCAUCUAACAGAGCAAUUGCAUCACCAUCAUCAACAUCAUCCCCAUUUGGUGGAUGCAACAGCGGCAGCUGCGGUUGUGGGUGUUGUACCGCCUCAUCAUCACCAUCAUCAUCAUGUGGCACAUGCCGCUGCGGCGGCGGCUAUAACAACAAUACGCUCACCACCUCACAGUGAUCACAGUGCCAAUGGCGGCUCCAGUGCUGGUGGUGGAGGUGGAAAUAAUAAUGGCGGCAGUGGUGGCGGCGGUGUAGUCUGCAGCAGUGUUGGUGGUAAUGAACGUAAUGCGGCUGCCCUUAAUGGUAUGGCUAGUAGCAGCAGUGUGGCUUCAAGUUCCACAGCUGGUCCACCUCAUCAUCCCUCACCGGAUCAGCAUCAGCAUAAUAAUCAACAUAAUCAACAUCAUCACCACCAUCACCCCCAUCCACAUUUGUCGGCUGUGCCCCCCACUGCUCAGUCAGUUGAUAGUUCGUGUGAUUCAUCCUCACCAUCGCCUUCGUCGACAUCGGGGGCAGCUUCGUUGCCAGUUAAUCGUAAGAUUAUUCCAGAGCAUCACCAAAAUGGAGCUGAUAUGUCUAUAGAUCUUUUAUUAGAUUAUUGCCAAAAAUUAAUAGAAAAAUUUGGUUAUCCCUGGGAAAUGAUGCCACUUAUGUAUGUGAUACUUAAGGAUGCUGGUGUGGAUAUUGAUAAGGCUUCAAAACGUAUUGAAGAGGGCAUACAAUUCAUAAAACAAAACGUUACCAUAUUAAAUAUGGACCAGGGUAGUGAGUGGAAUAAUAAACUGAAAUUUAAUUGGCGGCAUGGAAACCACGAUGCCAGAUCAGAAUGUGAUGAAACUACCAAACGAAUAAGACUAGAGGGACAUCCUCCCACAGCACUCUCUUCAGAAGAAUUAAAUCAACUUACACAAGCCUACUACUAUAAUUACCAACGAUUCGCCACCCUACCGCCAGCCUAUUGGCCUCAUCCAUCCAUACAAUUUGGUCGAGCUAUGUUGAAUUGUCGAACUGAAUUGGCAAAUCCUUAUUUUGCUCAUACCAUCAUACCACAUUCAGCAGUAACACCCGAAGAACCUCUAUCAUUCAGUCGAACCUCACCGAGUCCGUCCAAAAUGAGUCGAUCGUGUAGCAGUAGUAUAGGCGGCGAAUCGAUAACGGCCUCCUCAACACCAACGCCGUCAACAACAACACCAGCCCCUGGAGUUAUAGCCGCAGCAGCAGCAGCUGCCGCCGAAGCUGCAUAUCAUAGUUCAGUAAAUGUAAAAACAGCAGCUGAGGCAGCGGCGGCGGCGGCAGCUACAGCCGUUUUACACGUGGAUGACUAAUUUAUAAAAAGUUUA
Molecule: messenger RNA, 2008 nt
Organism: Calliphora vicina (urban bluebottle blowfly)
Lineage: Eukaryota; Metazoa; Arthropoda; Insecta; Diptera; Calliphoridae
Gene: dsx
Product: doublesex
Exons: 5
Coding region: 281-1993 (570 amino acids)
Biological process (GO): regulation of transcription by RNA polymerase II; sex differentiation
Cellular component (GO): nucleus
Molecular function (GO): DNA-binding transcription factor activity, RNA polymerase II-specific; RNA polymerase II cis-regulatory region sequence-specific DNA binding
Source: RefSeq, a predicted model, not a curated record